UCGUCAUGCUCAAGUUUAGAUCUUGGAUUAGACAGUUCAUAUAAAAAAGGACUGACAUCGCAUACGUUAGUCAUCAAGCGUAGACGAAAUUAUACUUGUUGAAUUGAAAUUUUUUGUGUGCUAGAAAAAAAUGUUUUUACAAUAAAAAAAAAGUUAUUCGUGUUUAUGUAAGGAAACAAUUUUCAUAUAAGUAUUAUUCAUGCCUUUUUGUCUAAAGCCCAAUCAAACUUCUACAAUGGAAGAAUAUUCUGUGGUAUCAGAUGUCUCGGUAGUAGAUGUCUAUGAUAUUGCCUCAGAAAUAGGGAAGGAAUGUGAGAAACUUAUAGAUCUGUUUGGCGUUGAAUCUGUAACGAAUCUUAUGCCAAAAGUUAUUAACGCUUUAGAAUUGCUCGAAAAUCUUGCAAUUAAAAAUGAAAGAGAAAAUACUACGGUUCAAGAAUUAAGGGCUAAAAUUAUACAACUUGAAAGUGAUAAAAUUGGAAAAGCUGAGGACAGACAAAGAUUUGAAAAAGAGUUGGAGCAAAUUGAAGAACAUUGGAGACAAGAAUCAAGAGAUUUAGUUGGCAUGGUAACUAGAUUACAAGAAGAGAAUAGACGAUUGGCAGAAGCUUUACGGGAAUCACAAAGUGAUAGUCAGUACAGCGGUAAACAAACUUUUACAGCUAGUCAAGAAGUGGAUGUUUCAGUUUUGCAACAUUUAAGAUCUAUGAUAGAUAAGCAACGUGAUCAAAUUAGAGCAAGGGAUCGAGAACUUACGCAAAAGAAUAUAGAAAUAGAAAAUCUAACAUCACAAGUUGAAAAACUUGGAGUUGUUGGAAGAGAAUUAAAACGUAAGCAACGUCAAGCACAAAUGCAAGCACGCGGUCUUGUAGAGGAAAGAGCAGAUUUCUUAGCACAAUUGCAAGAUCAAAAUCGAGAAUUAAUACAACUUAGAGGUAGACUUGGACUAGCCAAGAAAGAAAAUGAAGAUUUAUCUAAAUCACAAGGGUGUCCUGAUUUGACAAAUAAAGCUGUAUACGAUCUGGAUGAUCCAGAUAGACCCAGAUUUACUACUGCUGAAUUAAAAGAAAUCUUGCAUGAAAGAAACGAAUUAAAAGCAAGAGUUUCAGAUUUGGAAGAUGAAUUGGAAUAUUAUCGACCAAAACCAGAAAUACCUAUAGAUGACAAGGAUGCACCUGUACAAGGUCCUCUUCCUUAUGAACCAGAUGAUGCACCUUGGAAAAAAUCAUCAGAAUCUGGCAUUCGUAAAUUUUUCCGAAAAAUCUUCUCUGAAUCCAGCAGCAGCUUUUUAGGAGGUAGUAGUCCUCGACGAAGUCUUUCCAGUCUUUCAAAAAUGGCACUAUCCAGUAACAGCACUUGUGAUGAAUCUAUGUAAUGUAUUUUUUCAGUUGUUUGGUAUGAAAAUAACUAUAUAACAAAUUUUCGAAAGAUUAUAUGAAAGAUUUCUCCUCAUAAACAUAACAUAAAAAAAGAAAAAAAAGGAAAAAAAAAAAAGAAAAAAAAAAAAAGAAAAAAAAAUCAUUUAUAAAUCUAAAAAUUUGUUUAACAUCAUAAUAUAAUACUGAUUUAAUCAUUUAUUAUCUAUAACAAAAACGAUAGAUAAUGUAAUCAUUUAGAACUUAGUUUUUUGAUAGAGGCAUACAUAUAAGUAUGUAAAAAUAAUGAAAAUAAUUACUAUAGCUCUCAGAAUUUAAUUGAAUAACGUUGUAAUUUGAUACUUAGUAGCUACGUAAAAAGAAUAAGCUUUCACAAUCGAAACGUAUUAAAUUUUCUCUCUCGAAAACUAUCACAUUACAUCGAUCUGUUUAUUACACAACCAGACUAUAGUAAUUAUUUUUUUGUGACUUGAUAUUCAAAGGUCAACAAUAUUUAAUAAGAAUAGAUCAUAAUUAGAAACGAAUUUCAUCUUAUAUGAUAUCAUUUACUUCAUAUAUACUAUUUAUAAUUUGCUUCCAAAGUUUAUCACAUUAUAACAUUUUUUAAAUAUAUAUAUUUUUUUACACAUGAAAAUAUUUCAAACUGCAAAUUAUAAACAUGCCAAGUAAAAACUAUAUUAUUCAUAUUCAGGUAAAUUUUAUUUAUCUUUUUAUAUAUAGGUGAGAGACAUAUUAACUGUUAACAAAAAUUUCGUAGGGGUAUUAUUCAAUUUGCAUAAAAAAAGUUUCACUUUUUGAAUAAUGACACAAUCGAUGCAAAAGUAUAUUUCCAUUACAUAUCUAUAAUUAGCACCCAUAUUAUUAUU
Molecule: messenger RNA, 2242 nt
Organism: Vespa velutina
Lineage: Eukaryota; Metazoa; Arthropoda; Insecta; Hymenoptera; Vespidae
Gene: Rilpl
Product: RILP-like protein homolog
Exons: 7
Coding region: 200-1375 (391 amino acids)
Biological process (GO): cilium assembly
Cellular component (GO): cytoplasm; ciliary basal body
Molecular function (GO): protein dimerization activity
Source: RefSeq, a predicted model, not a curated record